Gasterosteus aculeatus aculeatus (three-spined stickleback) is the source of this 2286-nucleotide messenger RNA. RefSeq names its product Bardet-Biedl syndrome 4 (gene bbs4). Lineage: Eukaryota; Metazoa; Chordata; Actinopteri; Perciformes; Gasterosteidae. Gene Ontology annotation, cellular component: ciliary basal body. Gene Ontology annotation, biological process: protein localization to cilium; cilium assembly. The record is from RefSeq and is a predicted model, not a curated record. Gene Ontology annotation, molecular function: protein binding.
GUGAAAUGUUAAUUUUGUUCUUGUGAACAGUAAUUAUUUUUCCCUUUACGCUCUUUUAAGAACAUCCACGAGUACCCGAUUUAAAGAAUAUGUCGUUCAUUAAUUUGUGUAUAAAUACAACUAAAGCUUCCCAAUGGUCGCCUGGUGACACGCGGAGUGAACGCUCACGUAUCCAUGGCAACGGCUUCCGCUGUGGAUCAUCCCAAGAUGGCGGACGAGGAGGUCUCCGCGGCGCUCCCGGUUUCCACUGAAGCCAAGAAGCGACGAGCACCUAAAGCUCCAGAGCUUCCCAUCGUGGAGAGGAGAAACUGGCUGAUCCACCAGCACUACAUCCGCAAGGACUACGAUACCUGCAAGGCGAUCAUCAAAGAGCAGCUGCAGGAGACUAACGGAACGUGUGAAUACGGGAUUUAUGUCCAAGCACUAAUCAUGCGUCUUGAGGGCAAGAUCCAACAGUCCCUGGAGCUGUUCCAGAGCUGCGCCAUCCUGAAUCCCAGCAGCGCCGACAAUCUCAAGCAAGUGGCCAGAUCGCUAUUUCUCCUGGGAAAGCACAAAGCAGCUAUUGAAUUCUAUCACGAAGCUGCAAGGCUCAAUGAGAAAGACUGGGAGAUCAGUCAUAAUCUGGGGUUGUGCUAUUUCUUCAUCAAAGACUUGAAACAUGCUGAAGAGCAGCUAAACAUAGCUCUCCGGAUUAAUAAACACGACAAGACGUUCAUGAUGCUCGGGAAGGUUCAUCUGCUGGCCGGGGAAACGGACAAGGCCGCCGAAGUGCUGCGGAUGGCCGUGGAAUUUUCUCCAGAGAACACUGAACUCUUGACUACUCUCGGCCUGCUGUUUUUACAGCUUGGGAAAUACCAAAAAGCAUUUGAGCACCUUGGAAAUGCUCUCACCUUUGACCCAAACAAUUACAAGGCCAUCCUGGCUGCAGGCAGCAUGAUGCAGACCCACGGGGACUUUGAUGUGGCCAUGAGCAAGUACCGAGUGGCGGCCUGCGCCGUGCCGGAGAGCCCCCCCCUCUGGAACAACAUCGGCAUGUGCUUCUUUGGAAAAAAGAAAUACGUAGCCGCCAUCAGCUGCCUGAAACGAGCCCACUACAUGUCCCCCUUUGACUGGAAGGUGCUGUACAACCUGGGGCUGGUCCACUUGACCAUGCAGCAGUUUGCCUCUGCCUUCCACUUCCUCAGCGCAGCCAUCAACCUGAACCCCCGCAUGGGGGAACUCUACAUGCUGCUGGCAGUGGCUCUGACCAACUUGGAGGAUGUGGAGAACGCCACCAGAGCGUACGAGCAAGCUGCCACCAUUGACGAAUCCAACCCCCUUGUCAACCUCAACUUUGCCAUCUUCCUCUAUAAUCAUGGCGAUAAAAAGGCAACUCUGGAUCAGUAUCAGGAGAUGGAGAGGAAAGUCAACCUACUUCGAGACAGCAAUAGCACCUUUGAAUUUGAUCCCGAGCUAAUGGACAUGGCUCAGAAGAUGGGAGCUGCCCUGCAGGUGACCGAGGGUCUGGUGUGGACUAAACCCGGCAAGGACUCCAAAUCCAAACCCAACUCUGGCGCAGCCUCCAAUGCCCCUGGUCCUCCCCUUGGUACCAACCAAGCUCUGGGCCAAGCCAUGUCUUCUGCCGCCAGCUACAGCAAGAACCUGCAGCAACCAUCAGGAGCUGUCGAAGGCCCCCCCACGCCCCUCGAGCCAGAAGCGGACGUGGAGAAAGCCCCCAGCCCCCCCACUGGUCCUCCAGGCUCCCCAAAACCUGCAGAGUCGGAGAAUCCCAGACCCAGAACCUCCAAGAGGAAAUCCAAGGUGGAGGAAUGAGUUGGUUAUAUUUGUCACAUUAAGGUAGUUUGAAAUGAGAUAGAAAAGCGAAUGGCCCAACAACACCAACUACAUUUUUUUUAACCCAAAGUGUUCCGGGUACAUGUGGCGGGUUUGGUACACGUGUCAAAACCAAUUCCAAUUGCAUGAUUGAAUUGAAUGUGGGCCCUUGUGCACUUACAAAUGUUAAUAUUUGGAUGAGCUUAGCAAUAAGAUUAAGUGAUGAAUGUUCCUUAAAUUGACAUUUCAAGAGAGGUUGUCAGUCCUGAAAUAUAUGAAAUGCUGCGACAAUCACUGCUGUAAUCUGAGGACGUGAAGGGGCGUUUAUGAAUAGUUGCAGGAUAUUUCUUGUUUGUAUCAUAGGGCUCUUUUUGAGGGCUGAGUGUAAAUAGUGAUACAUGCUUUUAUAUGUGGAUAAAUGUUAUGUUUAUAGAGUCACGUAUUUAAUAUUAAAGAAGAUACUUUAAAAGAAAA